Molecule: messenger RNA, 1614 nt
Organism: Sesamum indicum (sesame)
Lineage: Eukaryota; Viridiplantae; Streptophyta; Magnoliopsida; Lamiales; Pedaliaceae
Source: RefSeq, a predicted model, not a curated record
AUGAAGAUUGGCUUUUGGAACGUGAGGGGAUUCAAUCGACCCCUCAAACACAAUGGGGUUGCCCACCUCAUUAAGCAUAACCGGCUCUGUCUCUUGGGCAUUUUGGAGACAAAGCUUGCAGCAUCUAAGAUUCAGGCAUUUCUUAGCCGAUCAUUUCCGGGUUGGUGCCAAGCCAACAACUUUGACACCAUUGCCGGUGGACGCAUCUUGGUGAUUUGGAACCCGGCAGUUAUCGACCUUCAACCGGAGGAUAUCUCACUGCAAGUUAUCCACUGCCGUGCCACGAAUAAGUCCUCUCAACUCUCCUUCUAUAUAUCGUUUUGUUAUGGACUAUAUUCUGUUGUCAAUAGAAGGAGUAUGUGGGAGAAACUUACAGAUUUGGGACAGAUGAUAAGCAUUCCGUGGCUCAUUAUGGGAGACUUCAACUGUGUGAAAUCUCCUGAGGAAAAGCAACUUGGAGUGACGCCAACUUGGUACGAACUCAAGGAUUUCGUGGACUGCUGUGCAGCACUUGGACUGCUUGACGUCCCCACAACGGGUUGCUAUUACACGUGGUAUUCCAAUAAUGAAAGCAACCCCGUGUGGUGUAAACUUGAUCGGGUCCUUCACAACAACGAAUGGCUUGAGGCCGGUUUACAUUGCGGCGCCCACUUCAACCCAUCGGGAUGCCUAUCCGACCACUCCCCGGGUAUUGUCACUAUCUUUGAUCAUACUCCCACUAAACCAAAACCGUUCCGGUUUUUCAAUAUGUGGGCAGAACACCCGGAUUUCUUAUCCACUGUGGAGCAGCGAUGGAACUUGCAUGUGGAAGGAACGCCACAGUUCAUUCUUUGCAAAAGGUUGAAAGCACUUAAGGCUGAACUGAAAGCUUUCAACGUGCAGCACUACAGCCACAUUUCCACUAGGGCCAAAGAGGCUGACCUUGCAUUGCAAGAUGCUCAAAACCAGCUUGAAACCAACCCAGGAAAUGUAAGGCUUCGGGAAUCUUUGGGAGAUCUUAGGAGGAAGGUCGUUUUCCUUGCCGAGGCUGAACGGAACUUCUUCUACCAAAAAGCCAAGAUUCACUACCUCAAAGAGGGGGACCGUAACACGAAAUUCUUCCACGAUAUGACGUUCAACAUCAACGACAACAAGGCACCCGGCCCCGAUGGAUAUUCCUCAUGCUUCUUCAAGAAAGCAUGGAAUGUGGUGGGUGACCAAGUAUGCAGGGUCGUUCUGGAUUUCUUUAGGAAUGGACGGAUGCUACGGCAACUGAACCACACCGUCAUUGCUCUCGUGCCCAAAUCAGAGCAUUCCUCUUCCGUUGCCGACUACCGACCGAUUUCGUGCUGCAAUGUCAUAUACAAAGCCAUCACGAAAAUUAUAUCGGACAGACUUGCACCUGCAUUGGAGCACCUAAUCGACCAUUGCCAAUCUGCAUUUAUUGGAGGUCGCAACAUCACCGACAAUAUCUUCUUGGCGCAAGAAAUGGUGCGCAGUACUCGAGGAAACGGAUUUCACCUCGAUGUACUAUCAACAUCGAUCUUCGCAAGGCAUAUGACUCGGUCUCGUGGAUAUUUCUCUCCCGAGUACUUCACGGGUAUGGUUUUCCCCCUAUGUUUAUUGCCUGGAUAA